Molecule: messenger RNA, 3532 nt
Organism: Cryptococcus amylolentus CBS 6039
Lineage: Eukaryota; Fungi; Basidiomycota; Tremellomycetes; Tremellales; Cryptococcaceae
Exons: 3
Coding region: 1-3315 (1104 amino acids)
Source: RefSeq, a predicted model, not a curated record
AUGUCGGCGCACCACAAGAAAAGGUACUACCCACCGCAACCAUCACGCGGCGAGGACAGAGACGCCACAAGCCACACCACCUACUCCGCCCGCAAAGUCGCCAUACAAGGCCCUCCUGCUCUCCGGACAGCAAAAAGCUGUUCUUAUAUUUCUCCCGCCGACAGGAGCAAUUUGAAAAAGAAGGGGAAAGGAAUCAUGAGCUGGCGUGGGGCGUAUAGCGCCUCGGCUGGGGCUGCAGCACAAGAGCCAUCCGGUGGACCACCUCCAUGGCUGCAGCGCAAGACCGACUCCUCGUCAGCCACACCUUUCGACUCUGUUGGAUCCCCCAGAUUCGCAGCCUCUCAGAAACCGUUGGGGGCCGAGGCCGGUGGGUCGCAUUGGAAGAAGAAGGUGCCCACUGGUCCAGCUGCUAUGGCGAGCCCACCUGUCCCGGCGGCUCAACCCAGUCGCGUGCAAUGGGCGGCCAGAGAACCACCAACGCAGCCAAGAUCUUUAUUAGACUCCAAUCCCCCUGUAUCGCCGUCCACUUUGCCUCCCAUAAUGGCGAAAGCCCCUUCGCCAGAUUCGGUCGAUCAACCCUCUUCCAACAUGGGCGAGACGCAACCUUCCCAGCCUGUGGCACCGCACGACCACAUAUCAACCAAUCUCUCCUCUCAUUCGUUUCAUCAAAACCCCCAACCAUCCAGCCACCAACUCUCCCUUAAUGCAUACAUAUCAAUGCCGGCGCUCUCCGCGGCAAAUUCGCCGUCUCCUCCAUCUCCACCAUCGCGACCACCCGCGCUUCAGCGAUGGUUCGAAGCGAGGAGACGUGUUAGUACAAAUGACGGCCAAUCUGAUGCUUUACAACAAAAGCCUUCAGAGAUUUCAAACAUCGACAAGCAUCAGGAGGGCUCGUCCCAAGACGUGACUGGCGGGUUGACUACAGGGCGGUCAGAGCUGGGACUGGAAAACGCUUCGACGAGUCAGAAUGUGGAAAUGGACGAUGAAGAGCGAGAUGUGAAGCCUAGUGCCGAAGCGUUGGAAAAGGCUUUGGAGCAGGCUGUGCCGAGAGUGAAAGAGGAAGAUCGUCUUGAAGGUUGCUUGGCGCUGACACGCGAGCAGCUCCCAAAAGAUGUCUGGUCACCCAACCCAUCGAUUAGGCGGGAGGCUCGAGGCAAAAUACGCGAGCAGCAAGAAAAAGAGUUGAUCAAGAUGGGUCGGAAGCUCGUCAAAAGUCGAUGGAUGAGCGACGGAGUGGCAUAUGACUGGAAACUCGUCAAGCAAAUCAGCCUCGCUGAGGAUCAAGGCUGCCAGAUUGUCAAAGGCGAUAUCGCCGUAACUAUCCCCGGCUUGUCUGCGAUGGACCCAUCUGGUGCCAUGGAUGUGGACGCUGUCAGCCUCGAGACGGCCUCUGGUCAACAGGAGAUUGAGACCCAAGUCGACGGAUCAGGUAGACAUUCGUCAAGGCGUAACGUCAUGGCGCUGGCUGUGUCGGCAGCCGCCACCCAACCAGCGCCUGUCUCCGGGCUGCCGAUGUCGCGUGAGAGCUCGCGGGAUAAACGAGAGUCUGAGAAUGACGUGGCAACAACGGUAUCGCCUACACAGACUCCCAUCGCUGUUAUCAUACCUUCUGAAACGACCACGAGUACUUUCAAUCGCGUGCCGCCGUCUUCCAUCCCGGCCAAACCCGUCACAGGAGCGCCUGCGAGCAUAGAAUCCACGUCGGUCCAUCUUCCAAAGCCUCCUUCUUCUUCUAAUCCGAGUCGGGCUAUAAAUCCGACUACGAACCCUUCGGUCAAGCCAAAUACAAAAGCCGAAGCCAAAUGGGGUCCUGUCAUCAUCGGUCGACCGCCCAAAAGCGGUCCUAUCGACAGGAUCUACAAGUACGAGCUUGAAAUCCCCCCUUAUAUUCAAAUCACUGCGGCUGGCAAGUUUACAGCGCAAUUCCAGACUUGGAAGCUCAAACAUCGAGAUGACAUGUCGGACCAAUCCUCUCGUGGCUGUCCAUCACGAGAGGUCUUCUUGAACCAUGAUGGACCAAACAAGUGCAAGAGUUUGCAAGUCCGAGUGGUACCCAUUGACAUGCAGGACCCCUCUUCUUGGCCUUUGUCCAUGUUCCCCGACAUCGUCGAGUACGUGAUCCCCGAUCACGUCAAACCUCGACACGGCGAGGUCAACCCUCGCUCUGCUUUGUUCCGGACAUGGGAAAAGACUUGCAUGGACAUGGCUUCGAACCCAGAUCAGUGGGGUCGCCCCACGAGAUGGGUCAAGUCCAUGUUCUGCCCGAGUAUGAGCAAGGGUAGUUUGAGGGUGCGAUGGCGAGCAAAGACGGCGACAGCGAUUGCGAGCUAUGAAGGUGCACCAAUCGUCUUGCCCGGGAAGGGAGAUCACAAAGACAAGAGUUUGAAGGACCGGGAGUUAGAAAUGGUAAAGGAAAGGGAGCAGGGAAAGGUCAAAGACAAGGGGAAAGCCAUCCACGGUGAUUCUCAGCCCGAAAAAAGGCUGAGGUCAGAGUUUAUGGACGAUCAAGACUCUUCGAGGAAGAAGUCAAGGCGAGUGUCAGAGUCAAAUGGCGAGCGCGAAUGGGAUAAAGGCAAGAGGGAGGGUGUCUAUCUUGAUGAGGGCCCCAGGAGUAGGCGCCGUGAGAAGGAGAAGGAGAGGGGCACCAAGCCCUCUGGUGGUGGGAGAGGGAAGGAGAAGGAGACUUCGCGUGAAAGAGAUAGUGGAUGGAGUGGAAUGGAUGCUGGGAAAGCGAAGGAGACUGGAAAGGAGAAAGAGAAAGAGCGAGUUGGACGCGAAUCGCCGUCAAAGGCACCGCGUCCCACGGCUGCUUCCUUCUUCGAUGAUGGACCCUUUCCUCAGGCAGGUAUUCCUGCCACCCCGGUUAGCGGGACGUUCUCCUCGCCAUCUGCCUACGCCCCUGCUCUGCCACCCGCUAUGGCGAUGGUCAGACAGCCAGUGGCCACUACUUCUCUCAUUGCAGAGCAUUCAAGCUCCAGUAUUGCUGGUGUGUCGAUGAGUAUCCCCGCUACUGUCGCCGCUGGCCAUGAAGCACCACAAACACCGACCAACCCUCAUCCUUCCGUUUCCAUGGCCCGACCCGCGCCGGUGUCUUCUACCCAUUCAACCCCCACAAUCAGCUCACCUCUCUUAGAUGAACUUGCUUUGGGAGUUCGUCAAAAGAUGAACGAGAUACAGACUUGGACGCAGAUGUUGAACGAUUUUCCGGAUAUGGCGGACCCCAUGAGGGUGCAGAUCGAUAGGACACAGACCGAGAUCUUUCGGCUCUAUGCCAAGAUGGGACAGGAGAAAAAGAGGUUGAUGACUGGGGAGUAAACAGUGGAAGGGAGAAGAGAUGGGGCGACCGGUUAAUCUUUAGAAGCGGGGAUGGACGAGGGUCUGUAUUAUUCUUACGACAUUAUCGGUGGGCAAGAGAGACGAUUCACGACAACAUAUAGUAUUUCCUGCACAGUUUAUAGUAUCAUGAUUUCCCAUCGUAGACAUUACGACCACAAACAUUCUGUACAAGUACCAUCGCAGUCACAUGCAUUUU